Molecule: messenger RNA, 2283 nt
Organism: Prunus armeniaca (apricot)
Lineage: Eukaryota; Viridiplantae; Streptophyta; Magnoliopsida; Rosales; Rosaceae
Source: the annotation of a GenBank genome assembly
AUGGUGGGCACUGCGAGAAAUGGGAGAGUCCGACACGCGUUUUCAGUGGUAAAUGGGGGACAAGACUUGGGUCCGAGUAGCGCUCCGGCGAGUAAUGCGGGUUCGGAGUGUGAUGGUAUUGAAUUUACCAGAGAGGAUGUUGAAGCAUUGUUGAAUGAGAGACCCAGAAGGAAGGACAGGUUCAAUCUCAAGGAAAAAUGUGACACUCUGACUGAGUAUAUUAAAAGGCUGAAACUUUGUAUAAAAUGGUUCCAAGAGCUUGAAGGAAGCUACCUGUUUGAGCGCGAGAAGUUACAGAAUAGUGUUGAAGUGUCAGAGCGGCAAUGCAAUGAAAUGGGGAUCUUAUUCAAAAACAAGGAAGAAGAAUUGAAUUCAAUCAUUGCGGAGCUGAGAAAAAGUUUUGCUUCUGUACAAGAGAAAUUUACAAAAGAAGAAUUGGAUAAGAUGACUGCAAUGGAAUCUCUCACUAGAGAAAGGGAGGCUAGGCUUGAAAUUGAGCGAUCGCAAAAUUCCCUCUCGGAUGAGCUUGGGAGAGUCCAAAGAGAGCUCUCAAGUGCUAAUCAGAAGAUAACUUCACUGAAUGAUAUGUACAAACGAUUGCAAGACUACAUUGCAAGCUUGCAACAGUAUAAUAGUAAACUGCACAUGGACCUCUCUACAGUUGAGGAAGACCUUAAGCGCGUAGAGAAGGAAAAGGCUAGUAUGGUGGAGAACCUGAGCAUGUUAAGGGGUCAACUUUCAGUGUCCAGGCAAUCUCAAGAUGAUGCUAUAAAGCAGAGGGAUUCUUUGGUAAAUGAAGUUGCAUGCCUUCGGAUGGAGUUGCAACAAGUGAGAGAUGAUCGUGAUCGACAUCAACUCCAAGUGCAGACUCUAACAGCUGAAUAUACAAAGUAUAAAGAGUCGACGGAAAAAUCUUGUUUUGACUUGGAUAACCUCACAUCAAAAAAGGACGAACUGGAGGAAAGAUGUCUGUCACAAAGUAACGAGAUAAGGACUUUGAAGGACCAACUACUGACUGCAGAGAGGAAACUACAGAUGUCCGACUUAUCUACACUGGAAACAAGAGUAGAAUAUGAAGGGCAAAAGAAACAUAUAAGUGAGUUACAAACUCGCCUGGCAGAUGCAGAAUUUAAGCUUAUUGAUGGAGAGAUGCUGCGUAAAAAGUUGCACAAUACAAUCUUGGAACUGAAAGGGAACAUCCGCGUAUUCUGUAGAGUGCGACCUCUGUUGGCUGAUGAUGGUCCUAGCACGGAAGGGAAGGUUAUCUCUUAUCCAACAGCAAUGGAUGCUCUCGGACGGGGCAUUGAUUUAGUGCAAACUGGGCAAAAACAUUCUUUCACAUUUGACAAAGUUUUUAUGCCUGAUGUAUCACAAGAAGAUGUAUUUGAAGACAUUUCACAGCUUGUACAAAGUGCUCUUGAUGGUUAUAAGGUUUGUAUUUUUGCCUAUGGACAAACAGGAUCAGGGAAAACCUAUACCAUGAUGGGUGACCCAGGAGAUCCAGAGGAAAAAGGGCUGAUACCCCGUUCACUAGAACAAAUUUUUAAAACCAGACAAUCACUUCAACCACAAGGUUGGAAAUAUGAAAUGCAGGUGUCGAUGUUGGAAAUAUAUAAUGAAACUAUUCGUGAUCUAUUAUCACCAAAUCGAUCAUCUUCAGAUAUGUUACGAACAGAAAAUGGUAUUGGUGGAAAGCAAUAUACGAUCAAACAUGAUGCAAAUGGAAACACUCAUGUAUCUGAUCUUACCAUUUUGGAUGUGCGCACUGCUAAAGAGGUCUCAUUUCUCUUAGAGCGGGCUGCACAUAGCAGGUCUGUAGGCAAAACCCAAAUGAACGAGCAAUCUUCAAGAAGCCAUUUUGUCUUCACACUACGCAUAUCUGGUGUCAAUGAGAGUACUGAACAACAAGUGCAAGGUGUACUGAAUCUUAUUGAUCUUGCCGGGAGUGAACGACUUUCUAAAAGUGGGUCAACUGGGGACCGACUGAAAGAAACUCAAGCCAUCAACAAAAGUCUCUCAUCUUUAAGUGACGUAAUAUUUUCCUUGGCAAAGAAGGAGGACCACGUACCAUUUCGGAACUCAAAGCUUACAUAUCUUCUUCAGCCAUGCCUAGGAGGAGACUCAAAGACAUUGAUGGUCGUAAACAUCUCUCCUGAGCCCUCUUCAGCGGGUGAAUCACUCUGUUCACUUCGUUUUGCUUCACGAGUAAAUGCUUGCGAUAUUGGAAUUCCACGACGUCAGACCAAUAUGCGGCUUCCAGAUUCACGUUUGAGCUACGGUUGA